Molecule: messenger RNA, 2229 nt
Organism: Spodoptera frugiperda (fall armyworm)
Lineage: Eukaryota; Metazoa; Arthropoda; Insecta; Lepidoptera; Noctuidae
Exons: 7
Coding region: 553-1053 (166 amino acids)
Source: RefSeq, a predicted model, not a curated record
CGAACAUCGCGGCAGUCGCACGCGCGCUGUGCAAAACAGGUACAAGCGACGAACGAUCGUACGGUUUACCUUAUCGCGUGUUCCUUAUAUCGCAUUGUUCGAACGAGAUGCACUUAUCAUCAUGCCAUACAAUCGAAAGUGAUAAAUGAUUCAGUACCGCGGAUGCACUUGACAUUGACGCGUCAAAAUCUCGAUAUAAAUCGAUAAAAAGUCGAUUCUUAUCAGAACGACAUCAACGAACAUAGUUAAGAGCAACGAAACAAUUGAUCGGGCAGCGGAAGAGGAAAUCAUCGUUGUUACAGUGACGGAUCGCGAAAAAAGUCAUCGUAGUGACUAGAGAUCAGAUCACUUGAUCAAAUAGUUAUAGUUCUGUGUUUAUUGUGUGCUCCAAGUGAACCAAACCUGUGCCCUGUGCAGUGAUUAUUUGCGAUGACACGUGCGAUUUUCACAUGUGAUUUUUAGUCGCAAAUCGCAGAAAAACUGGAGGUCGACACGAAUGAGGUGUCAGUUGUCGUCCAGCUGACAACAGAUGUCAUCCCCAUUGAAGUCGCAAUGUCGGCCGAUGGGUCGACCACGGACAUCAAUGCCCUGCUCAAUGAUACAGAAUCAGAUCUCACGAGUCUAUCGCAUGUUGAUGCCCCGAAUGAUGCGAAUUACAUGAUAUGUGGCGUCGUGAUCGCGAUGGCCCUCGUUGGGCUCAUUAUAGUGCUACUAGCACUCACAAUAAACAAGCUACGCAAGCGAGAGGAGCAUUCGGCUUCGGUGCACCCAGCUGAAGUCCUUCAGGCUGCGCCUGCAACUCAGCCGGAGCCACUCGCCUUCCGCCAGCAACCGCUGUGGCAGUUCCCGCCGCCGCUGCCCCCGCCUUACGUCUAUCCUCACGAUCAGGACAACCUAAUGCAGCCGCACGGUAAUGAGCGUGCGAGUUUCCGCAGUCUUCGCAAGAACAUCGGUGGUCGUUGGAAGCGACUAGUGAAAAAGAAGCCUGAACAGGAAGUUUACACGAUCCCGCCAGAGCUCAAGCCACAGCUCAAACAAAUAUACGUGUAUUAAGCACACGGACUAGUAAUUAUAGCUGAAGCAGGAUACUUCGUGGCGUUGAUCUAAAGGCGAUGACAUCAACCUCAACUCGACGGUUGUAAAACAUCAAGUUAUAUCAUUACUCGAAUAUCAAAAUUGUAAACCUGCACGGCUCGACAGCCUCUAUUUCUGAACAUAUCCUUUCGACCAAUUAAUUCUAAUGACCAAUGUUACUAAAAUAUUUUCUUUUCAUUCACCACUUCAUUGUGAUUUUAAAGCCUAGAAAUUGUAUUAUUAAGUAUUAGAAUUUGAUGUUUGUGAGUGUUGUUCCGUUGCAGAUCGUAUGAGAGUGAUAGUCAAAUGAAUUUAGUUUAAUUAAUUUAAAGCUAUGAAUGUGAAUUAGGAAGAUGCGGUCGCGCAUACUAGUGACGAAAAUCCAAUAAUUAUGAAUAAACAAUUAUGAUGCCUUGUUAAAUGUAAUUUUUGACUAAGUAGGGCAUUUCGUAGUUCAUUAACUUAUUGUAGACAUGAUCGUAUUCGUAAGUGAACUCCGAUCAAAAUAGUUUAUGAACUUAUACAUAACUACUGUAUGUAUAUUGUGUGAGAGCUGAGGUUUAAACAUCUUAUUGUUUGAUGCAGUAUUUUUAGAUCAUUCAUUUUGUGUUGCGAGUGAGACUGAAUAAUGGUACAAUUUUAAGUGUAACGUGACAUUGAAAUUUUCGAAUAAAAUACAAAUAUUUUCUGAUAUUAUUGACUAUAAGUAUCAAAUAUCAAACAAUAUCACGAUGGAAUAUCAAAUGACCUAGUUGUUGAAUGUUGAGUUGCUCGAAUUGCUUUUGUAGUAUAAUUAUUCAGAUUUUCGCCCGGUCCUUACUGUGAUAUAAGUAAUUAAAAUGAAGGAAUAAAGAAGUUAUUGACAGAAUGAUGUAGUUUUAACUUGAUUGCCUUAAUACCUUGUCAAUUAAAGUCUAGCAAGGGCCGACGGUCGAGAAUUUUGAUAGCUCAUAUUGAGCCUGAUAUUUUGAUGAAGUAAGUUGAUAGUUAAUAGGUAGAAUUGAGCCAUGAAUAUAUUUUCUUUCAUUAAAUUAACAGUUGCUGUAGAAGAACCAUGUUAUAAUUGUAAUUUUAACAUCGUGAGAAGUUUUUUGUUUUGAAAAAAUGUAAUCUUUCGUUGAAAUAUUGGAAAAUAAAUUCCAUCAUUAUACUGAA